Molecule: messenger RNA, 1099 nt
Organism: Aspergillus sclerotioniger CBS 115572
Lineage: Eukaryota; Fungi; Ascomycota; Eurotiomycetes; Eurotiales; Aspergillaceae
Product: DSC4 family protein
Exons: 3
Coding region: 156-950 (264 amino acids)
Biological process (GO): protein processing; SREBP signaling pathway
Cellular component (GO): Dsc E3 ubiquitin ligase complex
Source: RefSeq, a predicted model, not a curated record
ACUCCAUCUCCAUCGCUCCACCUUUCCCCCCCAUCUCCACCACCUUAAAACCGGUGAACCUCUUCAACACAACCACCCCCAUCUGCAACAGCGCCCCUAAUAUUUCUUCCCUCGCAUCACACCCCCAUCCGCCAUCCAUGCCCCCAUGACCCUCUAUGACCACACCGGACGUCUAUCGAGAUGCGGAAUACAUCGCUGACGUGUCCGGCAUCAUCCCCUACGACAACGAUAGCCACCAUGCCACCAACCAAACGCCCGACAUCACAGCCCGCCUAAAAAAGGUACAAACAUCCGCCAAAGUCGCCUUCAUCGAUCGACUCCUCCGCGAUCUAGAUAUCUUAAUUUACUGCGAACUUUCGGCUUUGUAUUAUAUGGACUGCUCAAUAACUCUCUUCUCCCUACGCGCCAUAAUCCAACUAAUAUUCUUCACGCCGAAAUCCCCACCCUUCGAACCCACGCGAAACCAACCCUUCAUCACCGCCAUCCUGGGCAGUAAUAUCUUCUGCAUGCUAUUUCACCAUUUCUGUACGAGACCGGAAGCCAGCGAAGCGACGCGCGGAUAUCUUCACGGUGGAAUCCUGAUUGAUUUUAUUGGACAGAAGGCGCCGAUUCCGUUGGCCAGGUUGCUUUUCUUGGAUUUUUUGGUCCUGGGGUUGGAUUUGAUUAUGUUGGGGUUGAUUGUGGAGAGGAGGACGGAGUUGUUGGGUGGUUCGGAGGAGGCUGCUGGGAGGGAUGCGCAUCCGAUGGAUAUGUUUGUGUCUGGGCAGGCCGUGGUUAUGGAUGUGGGGUUGGUGGAUUUGGUUCGCGAUCAGUGGAGGUAUAGUCCUGCGGCGGCGCGACGGUCAACGCCGUAUGUGCCGUCGGAUCAGACGGCGGCGUUUUUGAGAGAGAGGUUUGGGAUUCGUGUUGGGCCGGAUGGACGGAUGGAGAGGAUUGCGACGGAGUCGUAGUGGCCUUGGUGGUGAAUGUAAUGGAUGGAUGGAUAUGGAUGGUUGUAGACUGGGAGGGGGGCUUGUACAUACUUAGGAUUUACGACGCAUACAUGGCUUGUACUCAUAGGAGUUGAGUUGCUAUUUCGAUCUAAAUGCUGAUGAUACCU